This is a messenger RNA of Lottia gigantea (owl limpet), 885 nucleotides long. RefSeq lists its product as hypothetical. Gene Ontology annotation, molecular function: oxidoreductase activity. The record is from RefSeq and is a predicted model, not a curated record. The transcript is spliced from 6 exons. Gene Ontology annotation, cellular component: intracellular membrane-bounded organelle. Bases 1 to 885 code for a protein of 294 amino acids. Lineage: Eukaryota; Metazoa; Mollusca; Gastropoda; Lottiidae.
AUGUGGAAGAAAGUAAUAGCAGUAUUAAUAGGGCUAAUGAUAGGCUAUUGGUAUAUAGAUAGCUUUGAUCCAGAAAAACUGAAAGGUAAGCGAGUAUUAAUAACUGGGGCCUCAACUGGUAUCGGUGAACAUAUAGCCUAUCAUUAUGCUAGCUUUGGGGCAAAUAUUAUGAUAACAGCUAGAAGAGAAAAUGCCUUAAAAGAUGUUAUAUCAAAGUGUGAAAGUCUAGGAAAAGGAAAUGGUAAAUACCAUUAUGUAACAGCUGAUAUGAAAAAUAUGAAAUCCACAAAAUUGGUUGUACAGGAAGCCAUUAAAAAGUUGGGUGGAAUAGAUAUUUUAGUAUUAAAUCAUAUAUUAGAAGUACCUCUUGGAGAAUGGUUAGGUACAGAGAAGAAUUUUACUAUGUUAGAUAAUAUCAUGGAAGUUAAUUUUAAAGCUUACAUACAUCUUACCUCUCAUUCAUUAGCAGAACUAGAGAAAAAUAAGGGCAGCAUUAUUGUUGUCAACUCUCUUGCAGGCAAAUUUGGAAUACCUUUUGUAUCAGCCUAUUCUGCAUCGAAAUUUGCUUUAGAUGGAUUUUUUAUUGCAUUACGACAAGAAUUGAAGAUGAGAAAAUGUGAUAUAUCUAUAACAUCAUGUAUUUUGGGACUUAUAGAAAAUGCAUUAAGCAAAUUAGGAGAUUUUGGUUUAAAAAGAGUGCUAAGUCUUGUAAAAUCAGCUCAACCUUCAGAUGCAGCUCUGGCCAUUGUGAAAGGUGGUGCAGUCAGGGCUCGUGAAAUUUACUUUCCAUUUAUUACAAUUCCCAGUUUUAUUUUACGUGACUGGAUGCCAGGAGCUAUAGACUUAAUGCUAUCGUAUGUUCAUACUCCAGACCAUUAUCAAUAA